Molecule: messenger RNA, 2114 nt
Organism: Gossypium arboreum
Lineage: Eukaryota; Viridiplantae; Streptophyta; Magnoliopsida; Malvales; Malvaceae
Product: aspartyl protease family protein 2
Exons: 1
Coding region: 402-1865 (487 amino acids)
Biological process (GO): proteolysis
Molecular function (GO): aspartic-type endopeptidase activity
Source: RefSeq, a predicted model, not a curated record
AGAAGAGCAUCUUGUUCAUCAAUUAAUAUAAGGAUCUAUUAACAUAUAGGAAUCUCAUCGAGUCCUUGCUAUCCCACUCAUAACAAAUAUGGUUGCAGCAGCAAAAUGCAACAACCAUUCAAUGGAACAUCUAUACUUAAAUUCGGCGUUUGUAGUGGGGUGGAUUUACAAUUCAGUUCAUGGCUGUGGAACAAACUCGAGAUCGAGUUUGGGUUCACACGGGAUCUCUCUAGUUAUAAACUCGCACAAAAGGCCUGGCCACAAGGGUAAAACAGACCUUUCAGUCUCUUUCACUAAAGGGUAUUUGUAAUUAUUGACGUUCAACCAGAGCGUUCCCCGUUGUAAUAUUUAAAUUCUCGCUCCCAACUCUAUUCUCGAUUCUCUCACUCUCACUAUAAUCGAUGGAAGAAAAAUCGAAAAUCAGUCUGCUCUUUUCCUCCUCCGUCCUCCUCCUCCUCUUUUCUCUCUCCGCGGCUGUUUCCAACCCUUUACAGCUGCAAACCUUACUUCUCCGCCCUCUUCCUUCUGCGCCCACUCUUUCAUGGACAGAUGCCGAACCCGAACCCGAACCCGAAUCCGACUCCUUGGUCGAAAUAUCCGAGCUCAACGCAGUAACUUCUAACACUACACUGGAAAUGCAUCACUUAGAUGCUUUUUCUUCGGAAGAGACUCCUGAGCGACUCUUCGACCUCCGACUGCAACGCGACGCGCUCCGCGCCGAAACCAUCUACUCCCUCGUUUCGAAAGCAGUUGCGCGUAAUCGUCCACGCGCGCCUGGACGUCCUGGAUUCAGCAGUUCCAUUAUUUCCGGACUUGCUCAAGGUAGUGGUGAGUACUUCACGCGCUUGGGGGUCGGUACUCCUCCAAGGUAUCUUUAUAUGGUGCUCGACACCGGCAGCGAUGUGGUGUGGGUUCAGUGUUCACCAUGUAAGAAUUGCUACUCUCAAUCUGACCCCAUUUUUGACCCGACUAAAUCUCGCUCUUUCUCCGGUAUUCCUUGUGGGUCACCGCUUUGCCGUAGCUUAGAUUCAUCGGGAUGUAAUAAGCGCCGGAUGUGUCUUUACCAAGUAUCCUACGGCGACGGUUCUGUUACUUUCGGCGACUUCUCCACUGAAACACUAACGUUUAGGAGAACUAAAGUGGGACGUGUGGCGCUCGGUUGUGGUCACGACAAUGAGGGCUUGUUCGUUGGUGCAGCUGGCUUGUUAGGCCUUGGUCGGGGAAGACUAUCAUUCCCCACCCAAGCAGGACGCCGCUUCAACCGGAAGUUCUCUUACUGUUUGGUCGACAGGUCCGCUUCUUCAAAACCGUCCUCCAUGAUUUUCGGUGAUGCGGCCAUUCCCCGAACCGCCGUCUUUACUCCUCUUCUUACAAACCCUAAGCUCGACACUUUCUACUACGUUGAGCUGCUUGGGAUUAGCGUCGGUGGGACACGUGUCCGAGGGAUCACGCCUUCUUUAUUCAAAAUGGAUCCAGCUGGUAACGGAGGGGUCAUUAUUGACUCAGGCACGUCUGUCACCCGCUUGACCCGACCCGCUUACAUCGCAAUGAGGGAUGCGUUCCGUAUCAGGGCCUCGAAUCUGAAGCGGGCGCCUGACUUCUCAUUGUUCGAUACAUGCUUCGACCUGUCCGGCAAGACUUCCGUUAAGGUACCGACGGUUGUUCUACAUUUUAGAGGGGCCGACGUGUCAUUGCCGGCGACGAAUUAUUUGAUUCCAGUAGACAGCAGCGGAACCUUUUGCUUUGCUUUCGCGGGUACCAUGAGUGGUUUGUCCAUAAUUGGAAACAUUCAGCAGCAAAGUUUCCGGGUGGCUUUUGAUUCAGCGGGUUCUCGGAUCGGGUUUGCUCCCCGUGGAUGCGCUUAAACAUGGGUAUGGUUGUUUUAUCUAUUUUUACUAAGGUAAGGGAUAAAUCUCUUUCCCUGCCUCUAUUUUAGGGUAAGAAGGGAAGAACAAAAACGAUCUUCCAUGGAUUUGAAUGUAAGACAGGAGGAGAGGGAGAUGAUAAAAGGCGGGUAGUUUGUUAGAAAUAGCGAAUCAACGUUUUGCGGUUUUUCAGGUGUUAUUAAUUGUAUUUUUCAAAUAUGAAGGUCGAUUUACGCGCUACUUUUAAGA